AUGUCAAAGUACGCCGAUCCCGAUUACUGGGAAGAGCGGUACCGCAGCAAUGACACGACGUACGACUGGUAUGUCCCCUUCGACAGUCUUGAACCGAUCUUACGUCCCCUGUUACAGCCACCGGAGCAGGUCCGUGUACUUAUUGUUGGUUGCGGCAACAGUCGUCUUUCCGCAAGUUUGUACGAUGAAUUAAAUAUACGUAAAAUUACAAAUGUGGAUGUGUCGCCAACUGUUAUUGCGCAGAUGGAGCGGCGGUGCAAAAAUAUGACUGAGAUGCAGUGGAUUUGCUGUGAUCUUGUAAAUACGUCACCGGAGAAGUUGUUGGCCCUUUUAUGUCCAAAUGAUUACCUGUUUGAUUUCAUUAUUGAUAAAGGUUUUAUUGACGCCAUCCUUGGGGGGCAUAAUUCCUUUCACAAUGUUUACACAGUGACGAAGAAUUUGUCACGGCUGCUUAAAAAGGGCGGACGCUUUCUCUCCGUUUCAUACGGCUCGCCGGAAACUCGCAUGGACCACUUCCGUCGUCGCCGGCUUUUUUUUGAUGUGGAACACAAGGCCAUUGAGAAGCCGAUGUUUAACUCAACAGCCACGACGACAGGACAUUAUCAUGUCUACAUCAUGACAAAGCUUGGAGAAAAGCAAACGGCGAUAGCCGUGGGAGACGCAGGAGCCGCUUUGGACGGUACAACAGUAAGUGGUGACUCCGAUGAUGAUGAGGACGAUUUCUACGAUCGCUUCAUGAUGCAGACAACAUCCCCCACCAUGGCGGCGGACCCAAGUCGCAUUCAUACACUGUAA
Trypanosoma cruzi is the source of this 795-nucleotide messenger RNA. RefSeq lists its product as uncharacterized. The coding region runs from base 1 to 795 and encodes 264 amino acids. The transcript has a single exon. NCBI's taxonomy places the organism in Eukaryota, Euglenozoa, Kinetoplastea, Trypanosomatida, Trypanosomatidae. The record is from RefSeq and is a predicted model, not a curated record.